Molecule: messenger RNA, 1077 nt
Organism: Thlaspi arvense
Lineage: Eukaryota; Viridiplantae; Streptophyta; Magnoliopsida; Brassicales; Brassicaceae
Source: the annotation of a GenBank genome assembly
AUGAAGAUGGAUUCAAAGAAGCCAUACAUGGCUGUCAUCCUUAUACAGUCCAUAUACACCGGCAUGUUCUUGCUUUCGAAGGCUGCCUUUGAUGGGGGCAUGAAUACCUGCGUAUUUGUCUUCUACAGACAGGCCAUGGCAGCUGUCUUCUUGGCUCCUCUCGCUUUCUUCUUCGACUGGAUUACUUUUAGCUUGAAUAUAUAUGGGGUGGCUCUCAUGUAUACAUCUGCAAAUUUGGCAGCUGCAACUACGAACUGCCUUCCGGUCAUCACCUUUCUCCUUGCCGUUCUACUCAGGGCUCAAUGGAUGGGAUUUACUCUCCCAAACAUUGAGCUUAGGAUGGAAAUAGUGAGGCUGACUUCAGCUGGAAUUGCAAAGAUUACAGGGAUGGUAAUUUGCAUUGGAGGCGUCUUGACAAUUGCCUUGUACAGAGGUCCUUACUUAAGCCUUUUCCUUCAUCACCACCUACUUGGGCACCGGAGUUUUGGUCAACAACACCCAGUUGGAGGUGAAAAUUCAAGCACAACGUGGAUAAAAGGCUGCUUCCUCAUGCUCAUGUCCAACACCUUCUUUGGUCUAUGGCUCGUAUUACAGGCUCGAAUAAUGAAAAGCUACCCUUCGAAGCUACUUUUCACCACUCUUCAGUGUUUCUUGAGUUCAGUUCAGUCCUUUUUCAUUGCCAUUGCCUUGGAAAGAGAUCCCCUUGAGUGGAAGCUUGGAUGGAAUGUGAGGCUCCUCUCGGUGGUUUACUGUGGAAUUGUUGUGACUGGUGUGACAUAUUAUCUGCAAGCAUGGGUGAUCGAGAAGAAAGGUCCCGUUUUCCUGGCCACGUCUUCACCACUGGCCUUAAUCUUUACAAUGUUGACUAGUGCAAUACUGUUGGGGGAGAGCAUUACCUUAGGAAGUGUUUUAGGAGGGAUGUUGCUGGUCGGAGGGCUUUACAGUGUUCUGUGGGGGAAGAAUCGAGAGCAGAAGAUCGUUCUUCAUGACAUGAAUUUGAACGGCGAAGCUGUGACGGAGACAGCAGAUCAGUCCAAAGAAGAAUUGCCGAGCAAGGACCUGCCCACAAUAGUAUAG